CAAAGGGCUUCCCUUUCCAUUUCCGAACUCCGCCACCCGUUCACAAAGUACACGACAACGCCUCCUUUUUUUAUAAUGAAACAACAAAAAGAAACAAUUGAGGCUUGUUCGGUAUUAGCUCUUGGUCGCCCGAGCUCAAUGCCACAGAAUUAUUCUUCGACAGAAGAUAUUCAGAGAAAAUACAUUCCUUAUUAUAACUCUGACUUGAGUUAUUCUCCCGCCUCUAUGAUAGAGCCCUUCUCUCUAUCUACGGAGGGUAAUUAUUGUUAUUACCCUCCAUUAUUCUCAUUAGGGCCACCAACUUCUCAUACUUUGUCUCCGGAUUCUUCAUCUCCCGAAACUUGUUCAGAUCUUGACCUUGAUCUUACUGAUAGUUUCUCGGCGGACUCUCCUCCUUCUUGUUUUACUGAUCCUUCAUUUCCUAUUAAAAUGGAGAAUCUACAUAAUAGUUCUUUACAUAAUGAUCAUGAUUAUAAUGUCGCAAUGGCCAUGGCAAAAGAAAUGCCAAUGGGUCAUUACUCUCCAUAUACUCAAGGGCCAAUGAUUUCUCAUCCGUUGGAUUGUUUUACCAUUCCAACAGGUGCCGAAUCUCCUUUUGUCGGUGUCCUACAAUCACAAGAAAAGAUUUCCAAUUCGACCGCAGAUCAAUUAUUCGAAAUGGAUGCCAAAUCUUUUUUUCCGCGUGAAUUAGCUGCUCUGGAUGCCAGAGAUUAUUUUAGUACCGACAGUUUGGCCUCGGAAGCUGCACGACGUAAAUCACUUGAUGACGCUAUCUUUCUCCGCAAGAUUGCUUCAACUCCUGUGAAGUCUGAAGUUGCCUUCCAACAGCACAAUCGCCGCAAAUCUGUAUCUGGUAAUGAGUUAACUCAACGUCUUCAUAUUGAAACUUUGGGUCCCUCUACCAAACAGCAAAGAAAGUCUACAAAAUCGCUUGCCCCUUUCGCUUGCCCUCAUGAACAUUGUCCGAAAACUUUUACUAGACAAUAUAAUUUAAAAUCUCAUCUUAGAACCCACACUGAUGAACGACCUUUCGUAUGUAAUUAUCCUGGUUGUCCUCGAGCCUUUGCAAGACAACAUGAUCUUAAACGUCAUCAAAAACUACAUCUUGGUUUAAAACCCCAUGUUUGUGGUAAUUGUGGUCGCGCUUUUGCGCGUUUGGAUGCAUUAAACCGUCAUCUAAGAAGUGAUAAUGCAACUCAAUGUGCUCAAGCUACAUUGGCCAAUCCUACGGCAGGCAAGCUAUUUAAAUCUGUUAACAUAUAG
This is a messenger RNA of Scutellospora calospora, 1263 nucleotides long. Lineage: Eukaryota; Fungi; Glomeromycota; Glomeromycetes; Diversisporales; Gigasporaceae. The record is from the annotation of a GenBank genome assembly.